Molecule: messenger RNA, 4436 nt
Organism: Tribolium castaneum (red flour beetle)
Lineage: Eukaryota; Metazoa; Arthropoda; Insecta; Coleoptera; Tenebrionidae
Product: proliferation marker protein Ki-67
Exons: 4
Coding region: 148-4317 (1389 amino acids)
Biological process (GO): regulation of mitotic nuclear division; regulation of chromosome segregation
Cellular component (GO): chromosome; nucleus
Molecular function (GO): protein binding
Source: RefSeq, a predicted model, not a curated record
UGCAUGCGGUCACGUGACACAAAACGACCGUUUUCUUUUUAAAAAGUGACGCGGAAAACAAGAGUGGACUCGUAUUUGUAACGGUUAUCGAUUAAAGUAAUAAUUCGGGCGUGAUUUCGGUAAUUUCAUUCAAAAUUGUGACGAAAAAUGGAGCGUUGUUUUGGUUAUCUCGAGUUUGUGCGUAAACCCGGCUUAUCUCCGACGAAGUUCGACCUCCAAGUGGCAGGCCCCACAACCAUUGGGGCUGCGAUAACGUGUGAUAUUCGCAUAAAAUCGCGCAAUGCAAACGCUGCCCCGGUGUCUUGUUCUAUCGAUUUGAACAACGACGGAGUGGCCAUUUUGGAAAACAAAGGUGACGACUUGAUUCUCCACAAUGGCAAGAAAAUGAAGAAAAGUGUUUUGCUGAAAGACAACGAUGAGUUUGUGGUGGUGGGAAAGCAUUUUCGUUAUGUAAACACGAACGCCCCCGUUGCGGACUUGCAGCCAGUUAUGUUCAAUAAAAGGCGGACAGUUAUGCCUGAUUUUAAGGUCAGAUCGGCGUCAAAAAUCCCAGUCCCUUCCAGACAUUUUACCACAGUGAGGAGGAGUUUAUCGACGUCAAAAGUCACAACUAAGACGUCCAGGAGUUCCUGUCCUAGCAAAAAACAGAGCCAUAUUUUCAAAUGGAAAACUAGUAGUGCUCUUAAUGUGAGCACACAAGGCUCAUCUGCACGUAAAUCACAAGAUUUGGCAACAAUGGUCCGCAAAUCGCUGUUUUUGAAAAAUAAAGGGGAAACAUUUAACUCUUCCAUUGCUUUAAAUGAGAGCAGAAAAUCACUUGUUACAAGUUUUGUGGCUCAAAAGACACCAUCACCUCGGGGGGUGAAAAGGGGACGCUCGUCCAGUACUGGAAGAGUGGUUAAAAAGACAAGGCGGGAAGAUACGUUUUUCUUAAGUUCGUCAAUCUCUGGUGAGCAAGUGUCACCACUAUAUGACACUCUUCUUCAAAUAAUCAGUCCUCAAAAAUCGGUCGCCAAUGUCUCUGAUGUGAGUGAUUUUGAAGAAUUUUUGGAAAGUUCAAGCCUUGAGUCUUCAAUCAACGAGUUAACUGAUACGAAUUUAAUGAAAACUCCUGAAAUAUCAAAGUCUGAAGGCAUUGACUUGACAAACGUCAGUGGAGUUGAAAAGGUUUUUAAAACCCACAAAGUUCAGAAAUCACCCAAAAACGAUUUAACGAACGUCAGUGGACUGGAGAGGAUUUUGAGAACCCCGAAAGUUGAGGAAUCGCCUAAAAACGAUUUAGGAAAUAUUAGUGGAGUUAAGAAAAUUUUGAAAACUCCCCGACUUCACAAAUCACCGAAAAACGAUCUAGCAAAUGUGAGCGGAAUUUCGGAAAUUUUCAAAACUCCCCAAGUUCAGAAAAAGGGUUUAGCAAACGUCAGUGGAACAAAGAAGAGAACUCCGAGAGAUGUAAUGUCGCCGAAAAAUGAUUUGACAAGUGUUAGUAGAGUAACGAGAGCUUCGAAAACUCCGAAAGCUCAGAAAUCACCGGAAAACGAUUUAGCAAAUGUCAGUGGAAUUUCGGAAAUUUUUAAAACUCCCAAAGUCCGGAAAUCUCCCAAAAACGAUCUGUCAGACAUCAGCGAAGGAAAGAAAAUCGUGCGAACUCCGAGCGUUGUAAAGUCACCGAAAAAUGAUUUGACAAGUGUUAGUGAAGUAAAGAAAAUUUUGAAAACUCCAAAAGCUCAGAAAUCACCGGAAAACGAUUUAGCAAAUGUCAGUGCAAUUUCGGAAGUUUUCAAAACUCCAAAAGCCCAUAAAUCUAAAAACGAUCUGUCAAACGUCAGUGGAGAAAAGAAGAUUGUGAAAACUCCGAGAGUUGUAAUGUCGCCGAAAAAUGUUUUUGCGAAUGUUGGUGGAGUAAAGAAAGCUUUGAAAACUCCCAAAGUUCACAAAUCACCGAAAAACGAUUUAGCAAAUGUUAGUGGCAUUUCGGAAAUUUUUAAAACUCCCAAAGCCCAGAAAUCUGAAAACGAUCUGUCAAACGACAGUGGUGUAAAGGAAAUUUUGAAAACUCCAAAAGCUCAGAAAUCACCGAAAAACGAUUUAGCAAAUGUCAGUGCAAUUUCAGAAAUUUUCAAAACUCCCAAAGUCCAGAAAUCUCCUGAAAACGAUCUGUCAAACGGCAGUGGAGUAAAGAAAAUUUUGAAAACUCCAAAAGCUCAGAAAUCACCGAAAGACGAUUUAGCAAAUGUCAGUGCAAUUUCAGAAAUUUUCAAAACUCCCAAAGUCCAGAAAUCUCCUGAAAACGAUCUGUCAAACGGCAGUGGAGUAAAGAAAAUUUUGAAAACUCCAAAAGCUCAGAAAUCACCGAAAGACGAUUUAGCAAAUGUCAGUGCAAUUUCGGAAAUUUUCAAAACUCCAAAAGUCCAGAAAUCUAAAAACGAUCUACCAAACGUCAGUGGAGAAAAAAAGUUUGUGAAAACUCCGAGAGUUGUAAAAUCGCCGGAAAAUGAUUUGACAAGUGUUAUUGGAAUAAACAAAAUUUUGAAAACUCCGAAAGCUCAGAAAUCACCGAAAAACGAUUUAGCAAAUGUCAGUGGAAUUUCUGAAAUUUUCAAAACUCCCAAAGUCCAGAAAUCUCCUAAAAGCGAUCUAUUAAACGUCAGUGGAGAAAAGAAGAUUGUGAAAACUCCGGGAGUCGUAAAAUCGCCGGAAAAUGAUUUAGCUAACGUUAGUGGAGCAAAGCAACUUUUGGAAACUCCCAAAUCACCGAAAAACGAUUUGGCAAAUGUCAGUGGAAUUUCGAAAAUUUUCAAAACUCCUAAAGUUCAAAAAUCUCCUAAAAAUGAUCUAACACACGUCAGUGGAGUAAAAAAGAUUUUGAGAACACCCAAAGUUUUAAAGUCCCCCAAAAACGAUUUGACCAAUGUUAGUGGAGUAAAGGAGAUUUUAAAAACUCCGAAAGCUCAGAAAUCUCCGAAAAACGAUUUAACCGACGUUAGAGGAGUUAAAAAGAUUUUGAGAACUCCGAAAGUUCAAAAAUCACCGAAAAAUGAUCUAACAGACGUCAGAGGAGUUAAAAAGAUUUUGAAAACUCCAAAAGUUCAGAAUUCACCGAAGAACGAUUUAACCGACGUUGCGGGAGUUAAGAACAUUUUGAAAACUCCAAAACAUCCAAAAUCACCCGAAAACGAUUUAAGUAACGUCAGUGGGAUUGCGAAAAUUUUGAAAACACCUAAGGUUCAAAAAUCACCCAAAAAUGACUUGUCGAAUGUUAGCGGAAUUAAUCUUUUAAAAACUCCCAAAGUUCCGAAAUCGCCAUUGAACGACUUGACGAACGUAGCAGGUGUGAAAAAGCUUUUCAAAACUCCCAGAGUUGUGAAAUCGCCCCAAAACGAUUUACGUGACGUGAGAGGAGUGAAGCAAAUUUUCAAAAGUUCCAAGUUGCAAAAACCUCCGAAAAACGACUUAAGUGAUGUUGUUGGAGUACGAGAACUUUUUGAAACUACAAAAACCGAUACUCCUCAUAACUUACUUUCUUCUCUUCGAAGCUUUUUGUUGGCAGAUAAUUUAACAUCACAAGCUGAAGAAGUGACUGAACAGGCGCGACCUCGUGGCCGACCUAAAAAAACUGUUAAAAAUUUGAAUCUGGAAUUGGAAAAUUCACCAACUCCUAAAACUAAAAAGAGAGGUCGAGGUAAACGACCAAUUUCUCCCGCAUCAGAGGAAACGGAAACUCCGGAACAAAAACGAAGUUUGCGCACGCGUAAAGCAACAGCAACGAGUGAAACUAACCUUAAAAAAACGCCGCAAAAAGAAAAAAUGUCUGAGAAGAAUGAUCAAAAAGUGGAGGAAGUGACAGUAUCGCCGAAAAAAAGAAGAGGGAGAAAGAGGAAGGUUGAACAAGAGGUGGUGAUUAGUGUUGCGGAAGAGAAACAGGAAGAAGUAGUUGAGAAAAAGAAGAAUACGAGAGGGCGUAAGAAGAUCGUAAAGGAAGACGUUGCAGAAACGCGAUCGCUGAGGAAUAAGAAAGGAAAAGUGGAGGAGAAACAACAGGAUGAAGUAGUGGAGAAGAAAACGAAUACCAGAGGGCGCAAGAAGGUCCUAGAGGAAGAAGUAGAAGAGGAGAAGAAAGUUUCCAACACGAGUAAGGAUCAAGUUGAGGAGACCGAAGAGCCGAAAAGAAAAACGACUAGACGAAAGAAGAAGGAUGAGCCAGUUAAUGAAAGUACAAAGCAGUUGGAGGUUAAAGAGAUAAAAAGUACAAAUACAAAGGGUAGAAGAGGUAAAAAAAGUGUUGAAGAGUCCAGCAGAUACAACCUUCGAAUCAGAUGAAAAAAGAAGUUAUAUUUUUAGUUUUAUUUAGAUUUUUUUAUGUUAUAAUAAUGCAAUUAUUAGUUAAAAACAGUCCCUGUGCUAUGAAUAAUUUUUAAAUAAAAGACACUACCAAUUUA